Torulaspora globosa is the source of this 825-nucleotide messenger RNA. It is a transcript of the gene ECI1, whose product is annotated as dodecenoyl-CoA isomerase. Gene Ontology annotation, biological process: fatty acid beta-oxidation. The record is from RefSeq and is a predicted model, not a curated record. The transcript has a single exon. The coding region runs from base 1 to 825 and encodes 274 amino acids. Gene Ontology annotation, cellular component: peroxisomal matrix. Lineage: Eukaryota; Fungi; Ascomycota; Saccharomycetes; Saccharomycetales; Saccharomycetaceae.
AUGGCUGGUGAUAAUAGCAGUGAGAGAAUCAAAUACUUUGUGGAUGGUCCCUUCUUCGUGAUAAGACUAUGCGACCCGGGGUCCUUGAACGCGCUGAAUGGAAACGACUAUCUGUACCUGGCGGAAUUGCUGGAGAAAUCUGAACGAAACUCGGACGUUUACUUCACAGUGUUGCAAAGUAGUGGUAGGUUUUUUUCAAGUGGAGCGGACUUCCAAUCUAUAUCCAAAGCGCAGGAGACGAAGACGAGCGAACCAGAGUUGAACAAGUGGUUGGCGUAUUUCGUUUCUCGUAACGUGUAUGUCACCGACAUGUUUGCGAGACAUUCCAAGAUACUCAUUUGCUGCAUGAAUGGGCCUGCGAUCGGGCUGAGUGCGGCGUUGUGUGCGCUGUGCGACAUAGUGUACUCGAUGAACGAUAAAGUUUAUCUCCUGUUCCCCUUUUCCAGCAUCGGACUUGUGACUGAGGGGGCCACUUCGGUCACUCUGCCGAUGAAGCUGGGUAGCAGUUGGACGUUUGAGAGCCUGCUGUUCAGUUCGCCUAUUAGGUUCGACAAGCUGGAUGGGACGAUUGUGGCGAAGAAUUACGAAAUGGACAACGUCGAGAAGUUCAACGACGCGGUUCUGGAAGAAUUGAAAUCAAAGAUCAAACCGCUUUAUUUACCCACUUUACCGGAUAUCAAGAAGCUGCUGCGAGAAAGAUACUCCCAGGAGCUCAGCAGAGCCAACUCUGUCGAAGUCAACGAUGCUAUCAAGUACUGGGUCAGGGGGAUCCCGCAGCGAAGCUUCAAACAAUUGAGUCAAAAGCAGCGGAAGCAUAAGCUAUGA